Messenger RNA from Triticum dicoccoides, 2687 nucleotides. RefSeq lists its product as uncharacterized. The record is from RefSeq and is a predicted model, not a curated record. The transcript is spliced from 6 exons. The coding region runs from base 169 to 1299 and encodes 376 amino acids. NCBI's taxonomy places the organism in Eukaryota, Viridiplantae, Streptophyta, Magnoliopsida, Poales, Poaceae.
UCUCCCCCAAAUGCCUCACGGUCUCUCGCCUCUCCAGUCUCCACGAGUGGGAGUCCACCGCCCUCUUCCUCCAAUGGCGAUGAGCUGCUCAGCGUUUAACUAGCAUCUUCUCAGAGAGCAUCGUAGCGCACGCGAUUGAGAGUGCCAACGCCAACGCCGUCCGGAUCGAUGAGUUGCGGCCGCGGUAGCGCGGCGGCGGGGGACGGGGGGCGGGCCGAGUGGCAGCGCAUCUACGACUGGGUCGAGGCGCUCGCCGCCAGCCGCGCGCGGCUGGAGGCGCGCAACAGGACCCAGCACGAGUUCUGGGGCGCCCGCGACAAGAUCAACCAGUCCCGACUCCACCAGGCGGAGCUGAGCAGAAGCAGGUGGGAGGCGGCCUGCAGGGAGCUGCUCCCUUCCGAUGAUCCCAAGCUCGCCGAACUGCUUCAGAGUGAUUUGGAGGAUUCAAGAUCUUGUGAAGCUCUUUUGGACACUGAAAACUCAGAGCUGCUGGUACAGCUGAAGGAAGAUGGAACUUGUGUAGAGCUUAAUGAAAACACUGCAGAUCAUGAGCACUCUUCUGGAGAUUUAAUAUCAGAGCUAAGAAAGUUAAAGCGAACCUAUGAGACCAUAUGCUGGAACAAGGAUAAGGAAGCCACUGAAGCAGUGCAAAAGCUUCAACAGAAGAUAGAGGAGCUGCAAGUGGCAGCCUGUAAGAAGGAUGAUGAGAUUGGAAUAUUGCAAGCAGAAGCUUCUGCUUGUAUAAAUAAGUUAAUGCUUCUAAAGGGUAAACUAGAUGAAAUGCGAUCUUUGGAUAAGGACAUUGACAUCCAAAAGCUCAAAGUUGGGCAACAUGAGACUCUUGAAAGCAAGUUUGCCUCCUUGCCAAAUAUACAGUCCAAGGAAGCUGGAAAUAUUGUAGAUAUUAUUCAAAAGAAUGCGGAUCAUGGGGCCAUCACGGCGGAGCUCAGAAAACUGAAGCAAGCUUAUGAGACCCUGAGCUCAAACAAGGAUAAGGAAAUUUCUAAAUUACUUGAAAUGAAGGAUUUUCUUUUGAACCAACUGAUGAGAAUGGACAAGGACAAUGCUGAGCUCCUUCAGAAAAAGGAAGUGGAGGCAGCACAAGCUAACGAAGCAGCACAAAAGCUUCAGCAGAAUGUAGAGGAGCUGCAAGUGUCAGUCCGAUAUAAGGAUGAUGAGAUUGGCAGAUUGCGAGCAGAAGCAGGGCCCCUAAAGAUAAAGGAAGUGGAGGUGGCACAAGCUAACGAAGCAGCACAAAAGCUUCAGCAGAAUGUAGAGGAGCUGCAAGUGUCAGUCUGAUAUAAGGAUGAUGAGAUUGGCAGAUUGCGAGCAGAAGCAGGGCCCCUAAAGAUGAAGGAAGUGGAGGUGGCACAAGCUAACAAAGCAGCACAAAAGCUUCAGCAGAAUGUAGAGGAGCUGCAAGCGGCAGUCCGAAAUAAAGAUGACGAGAUUGGGAAAUUGCGAGCAGAAGUGGAGUACCUUCAGCAGAAUGUAGAGGAACUGCAAGUGGCAGUUCGAAAUAAGGAUAAUAAGAUUGGCAGAUUGCAAGCAGAAGUGAGGAUCCUUAACAUAAAACAAGUGGAGCCAGCACAAAAGCUUCAGCAGAAUGUAGAUGUGCUGCAAAUAGAAGUGCGAAAUAAGGAUGACGAGAAUUGUAGAUUGCCAGCAGAAGCUGUUAAUGCAGAAAAAAAGGUACCGGCUCUUGAGGGUAAGCUACUGGAAAUGCAUUCCUUGGUUAAGCAGAAAAACGAUGAAAUACAAAAACUGAAAAAUUGGCAACCUGAGAGUCUGAAAUGCAAAUGUGUUUCUUCUAUAGCAGUUUAACAUCACAUAGCACUGAACCAAAAAUGGCCGAGGCCUCUGCAUCAACAAAAGCCCUGGCUGUUGUGGUGGCUGCUUCAGCAUCUCCACCCGUCGCAAGCUCCAAGCCAGGGGCGGGGAUCGACAUCGACCUGACCCCUCCCCGGCUUGUUGACGACAGGGAGGCCAGCCCGCCCUUCCCUCCGGGAUUCGGGCCGGUGGCUCGAUUCAAGGACACAACUACCACCGCUCCGACAGCAACCUUUGCGGUGGUGGUUGCGAAGGAGGACGGCAACCCUGACCAGAGCAUCCCUAGUACUAAUGCUGCGGGUGGGCUCGACAUUGACACUGCCCCCAUGCCUCCUGCAGCAACAACAACCAAGAUCAAGAGCAGCAUGCUGAAGGGCAAGCCAAGACCAAAGGUGCAGAAGAAGGCUCAUAAGGAAGGUACAGAGCUGGAUUCGAUCUUAGGGAAGAGGAUGGAGCGCAACAGGCCAGAGUCUAAUGUAGGUCUAGGUGAAAAUGAGGAGAUGAACAGAGACAUGUAUAAGAAAAUGAGAGGGUCUGUUAGUGGAGAGGCUGGCGGUAAGGAAGCUACCGGUAUAGGGGCUACUGGGGAACUGACGGGCGCAAAGGAUGACGCCCGUCAGGAGGAAUGACGAUACAUAGCUGGAACUGCCGGGGAUUGGGCCAGCCCGGGACAGUUCGUGAACUGGUGUGCCUAGUGUGCACUCAUGGCCCCUCUGAAACAUGGCAGAUGGAGGCUAGGCCUCAAGCAAUGUAUCACCCAUGAUGGGGGUAGGAAAGGGUGCUGGCAUCGCCCUAUUUUGUGACGAUAGUGUUGACGUAAAGUUGCUCUCAUAUGGUUCGAGGUAUAUUGAUGUUCA